CACAAAAAAGUGAAGAAAAUGAAGACACCCCAAGCCAAAGAUAAGGUACUAUCAUGCUUCUCAUCCUUUAAAGGAAUUUCACGUCGGCGUGAUAUGGCUCUCAUAAUCAAACAAAUCAAUGCUACUUUUGAGUGUAUGAACAAAAGGGCAACAGAUCUUGGCAUUCAAAGCAUGAUUGUGAAUGCACCUGCUGCUGUUGCUCAUACUCCCUUUGAGACGGAUUCGUUCAGUCUUGAUCCAAUCUUUACUGGAAGAGAUGAUGAUGUGCCUAAACUAGUUCACAUGCUCACUCAGACCCACCUAGUGGAAGAGAAACGGGUGUUCUCAACCCUUGCUCUUGUGGGAAUGGGGGGUGUGGGGAAAACUACGUUGACUAGAAAAGUUUUUAAUCAUGAAAGGGUAAAGGCUCGAUUUGGAUCACUAAUUUGGGUUCAUGUUUCUCAAACUUUUGAUGCAAUUAGUCUUUUCAACAAAAUACUUUAUAAGGUGACUAAAAAGGCUAGUGAUGGAGUUGAGAACAAAGAUGAUAUUCUGGAAAAGCUUCAAGAAGCUUUCAAGGUUAGAGUUGAGAGCAGAGAUGAUAUCUUAGAAAAGCUUCAAGAAGCUCUCAAGGGUAAAACUUAUCUCCUUGUUCUUGAUGAUGUAUGGAAUGAUGAUGUUUCGAAAUGGGAAGACUUUAUAAACUCCGUACUGGGAGUUACUUCUACUAACGGAAAUGGCAUUAUCGUCACCACUAGGAGUGCAAAAGUUGCUUCCAUUGUUAACCCAUUUCAUCUUCAUCAUUUGAAUGGCUUAUCAGAUGAAUAUUGUUGGUCUAUAAUCAAAGCCAAACAUUUUGAUAAAAAUGGUGAAGUCCCAUCAGGAUUCGAGAUGAUUGGAAGAAAGAUUGCAAAAAGAUGCAAAGGUUUGCCCCUAGCUGCCAAUGUAGUCGGGGGAGUGCUUCGCGGCAAGUCCGAAGAAGAGUGGCACUUCAUCAAUGAAAAUUGGCUUUCGGAUGAUGAAGGAGGCGAAAAUAUCUCGAAAAUAUUGAAAUUGAGCUAUGAUCACCUCUCUUCACCAUCGCUCAAGAAGUGCUUCACGUUUUGUUCGGUUUUCCCCAAAGGUUUGGAAAUCGUUAAGGAAGAGUUGAUUGAACUGUGGAUGGCAGAAGGGUUUCUUCAACCUACCCGAAGAGAUGACAUGGAGUCUGUGGGUAACACGUAUUUUAAUGUGCUUCUACAAAACUCUUUGCUACAAGUUGCUGAGAAAGAUGGUUAUGAAAGUGUUUCAAAGUGUGUGAUGCAUGAUCUUGUGCAUGAUGUUGCAUUGUCUGUCUUAUCCAAUAAUGCAGAUGACAGUACCCCUGCUCGGUACAUGUUUCUGAAAAAAGAAUCAAGUCCUAUACCAGAAAAUGUGGCCAAGCAUUUGCGUACAUUAUUCUUGGAAGGUGGAACUUCUUGUACUAAGUUCUCAGGCUUUGAAUGUUUGCAUAAUCUUACUCUUUCUGGUGAUUAUAAAGAGUUUCCCAAUUCAAUUAGGGAGUUGGUACAUUUGAGAAAUCUGAAUAUUUAUGAUACAGAAAUUGUAAACUUGCCGAAAUGGAUUGGUAAACUCCAUCACUUGCAAACAUUAAGAGCACGCCGGGGGUUAGAGAAUCUGCCAAGUACAUUGAAGUAUAUGUUUAACUUAAGGCAUCUUCAUAUCAGUUCUAAUACAAAGUUGCCAGCGGAGAUUGGGAGAUUAACUAGUCUCCAAACAUUACCUUAUUUCAGAGUAGGAAAAGAGAAGGGCUUCCAAAUUGAAGAGCUCGGAAAUUUGAAGAAUCUUCAAGGAUCUCUAGAGAUUCAAGAUCUGGAGAUGGUGCUUGAUAAGGAAGAGGCUCUGAAAGCAGAUAUAUUUCAGAAACCAAACUUAUUUGAUUUGGUGUUUGAAUGGAGUGAUGGUAGAGAAGAUGAAAGAAAUGAUGAGAGUGUGUUGGAAGGCCUCGAACCUAAUGCAAAUCUGAAGAAGUUGAAGAUUUCAGGAUUCAAAGGCAAAAGACUUCCAACAUGGGCUGAGAAGAUGGCAGUACGUGAUGGGCCUCAAGGAUCUUUGGUACCACUGGAUAACUUGAUUGAAAUAAAACUCUUUGGGUGCUCAGAAAUUGAGGAAUUUCCAAAGCUGGAGCACUUGCCUAAUCUCAAGUCUCUUUAUUUGGAAGGAUUGAAGAAGGUGAGGUAUAUAAAUACUUCAUUCAAUCAUUUAACGUCACUCCGAUUAAAAGAGCUAGAGGCAUUGGAAUGUGUGCCAGAAUGGUUAUUCUUUAAGAAUCAGGAUAUCAAAGUUUUGACAUUAUCAGGAUGUCCUUUGUUGAGGGAAUUAGCAGAUGGCGUUGACACCCUCAAUUCACUGGUGGUGUUGGAUAUUAGGGAUUGUGAGAAUCUGAAGUCGAUAGGGAAUCCAAGUGGUGGAACACGACAAUCACUUUGUUGGCUGAUUAUUAGAGGGUGUGGAGAGCUGAUGGAAUUGCCGUGUGAAAUGCUAGAGUGGUGGGGCCCUACAAUUGAGCUUCUCUUAUUGGAAGGAUUAGGGAAGCUAAAGAAUCUACCAAUGCUAAUUGACUGCCUCGCUAAGUCAUCUACUCGUCUCUCAUAUUUGAGGAUUUUAGGUGUUCCUAAAUUGAUGGCUGCUAGUAUUGGUAGUGUUGAGAGUUGGGAUCUUAGCAGCUUGAGAGCAUUAGAGAUAGAUGUGAGUGUGGAAUGGUCAAGAGAGGAUAGUGUUGGCAUUGCAGAGACUGUGGAAGGAAUGUUGCAGAGAUGCUGCAACUCACUCACAGAGUUAAAUUUGAAGGGGGUGGAAAAUUGGGAGUGGCUGCCCCAAUCCAUUCAAAAUCUCACCUCUGUUUCUGUAUUAAGUUUGGAGAAGAUAGGAGUAGAAGAAUUGCCCCAAUGGUUGGGCAACCUCUCAUCUCUAACAGAGUUACAUCUACGGAAUUGCAGCAAGUUGAAGCGUCUGCCCUCUAUGGAUGCAUUGAAGGAACUCGUUGUUAAUGAUUGCCCAGAACUACAUAUUGAUUCGGAGUGGCGCAACCACCAUCCACAUCUCAAAAUCAUCAAGGUUUGAAUGUUUGUUGCAAUUAAUACUCGUAUAUGAGAAUCAUAAAUGAGCCAUACUGAUACGAGCAUCCCCAUCAGUAACCACCGUGAAACCCCGGAGCAAGGAGAGCGAGAAGCCGAACAGCCGAGCACGAGCUCGGAGCAGAUGGAACGAGAGGCUACGACCGAACAGCCGAGCACGAGCAAAGCCGAACAGCCGAACACGAGCAACGCAGCAACGACGAGGUCAUUGAGGCCGAGGAACCGAAUUAGACCACCGCAAAGGCUAGGGGAUUAGGAUCGCGUGUCCGCGAUCGAUUAGUAGUAGGUUUCUUUAUUUACGUCUUUUUUUAUCUCUUUUAGGAAUAUUAUUAUUAUUUUUGUGGCAAUUGAGUCGGGCGAAUUAUAAGCCCCGUUCGGGUUUUCUUAGUUGGUUCUUUCCCGAACGUAUUAGGAUUAGGUCGAACCAACCCUAGGGUUUAGUUAUAAAUAGAGCCAAUGUAAUAGCAAAAAGGGGGGAAUAAUAUUAACUUUGGCUCAA
Molecule: messenger RNA, 3594 nt
Organism: Salvia splendens (bonfire salvia)
Lineage: Eukaryota; Viridiplantae; Streptophyta; Magnoliopsida; Lamiales; Lamiaceae
Product: putative disease resistance protein RGA1
Exons: 2
Coding region: 19-3081 (1020 amino acids)
Molecular function (GO): ADP binding
Source: RefSeq, a predicted model, not a curated record